Messenger RNA from Colletotrichum spaethianum, 3216 nucleotides. RefSeq names its product P-type cation-transporting ATPase. Lineage: Eukaryota; Fungi; Ascomycota; Sordariomycetes; Glomerellales; Glomerellaceae. Gene Ontology annotation, cellular component: membrane. Gene Ontology annotation, biological process: monoatomic cation transport. Gene Ontology annotation, molecular function: ATP hydrolysis activity; ATPase-coupled monoatomic cation transmembrane transporter activity; ATP binding. The coding region runs from base 1 to 3216 and encodes 1071 amino acids. The record is from RefSeq and is a predicted model, not a curated record. The transcript is spliced from 2 exons.
AUGGGCUCCGGAUGUUGCUCCGAUGAGCCUGUCAAGGACCAAGGGUGUGCUGGCCCUGCAACCGAGGUUAAUCAUGGACAUGCUCACGGACACGGCCACGACUCCGCAAUUGAUGACUGUUGCGCUGGUGACGAGGAUUGCGAUGGUGCUGAAGUCCUGCCCUGCCUUGACGAGAACUGUAACGAAGAAACCUACUGCGACUCCGAAGAUGACUCUACAAGCCGCGCUAUCAAGCUCGAGUGCUGUACAUCCAAGGAAGAGCACUGUGACGAAAAGUGCAUCAUCGCCGCUGCCGCCGUCGAGUGUGAGAAAACUUGCGACAACGAUGCCGCACAUGACGGUACGCAACAUCCUAAACCCAGUCAGUCCGUCUUGAGACUUACGCUCCUAGGUGCCGCCGACCACCAACAUGUCCACGACAAGGACGGUCAUCACCCGGCCUCAGCUUGCAGCACCCACCUCUCCAAGGCGUUUGAGCAGUACAGCGCCUAUCUUGAGUCGGCUCGUUGCAUCUGUCGUAGCAUUCUCGAUCACGGCUUGCCGACCACUUGUUGCAGCGAGCGGCAACCCGCUACCGCUGCUGCGCUCGUGACUCCUUUUGCCGCCGAGAAGCCCCGCCGUGCGCGUGUUGAGGCGCAAACGACCGCCCAUGCUCACAAUCAACAUAAGCAUCACCAUCACCACGGCGUUAAGCGGCGCGGCAAAAAAUCGGACUCCACGCACGAUCAUGACAUGGCUAUCAAGCUCGUUCGAGACGACCAGUCUGACUGCUGCAGCGGACACGACCUCAACCUUCCCUCCACGAUUGCGAAAAGAUCAGCAGCCCUGUCACGAGCUACGGAGAAGGAUAUUGAGAAAAAUGCCGAGCUGGAGCACGUCGCUCUCGUCGUCGAUGGCAUGACUUGUUCUGGAUGCGGGAACAAGCUUGAACGAACGCUCAAGGCGGCUCUUGGUGUGUCUGGCGUACGCGUCAACUUCGUCAUGGGCAACGCCGAAUUUAUGUUCGACGGCGCUGCAGGCAAAGCUGAGGAUAUUAUCCGCAACACGGAACGAGCCACUGGCUUUCAUUGCACCCGAAUGUCUAGCGAUAAUCAGACGCUCGAUAUUCUCGCUUCAGGUGCGGCAGCUAAGAACUUGACCGAUCUGGCGAUUGUGGGUGUCAAUGAGGUUAGCAUCGUUGACAAGAAGAUGGUCAGGAUCACUUACGACCCGGCUGUCAUUGGAGCUCGAACUCUCCUUGACAAGGUCGGACCGCUCACAGCAGGACUAGCUCCACCCUGUGACGACCCCGCCAUCGCGAGCGGAAGAAAGAGGAUGUACGAUCAACUGAUCAAAACGGCUCUCUCCGCAGCUCUCACUAUUCCUGUCAUUGUUCUCGCUUGGGGCGAAAAGCUUGAACCGAAGACGCGCUCGACUGUUUCAAUUGUUCUUGCGACACUUGUCCAACUCAUUGCUGUCCCGGACUUUUACAAACCAGCCAUUUCUUCACUCGUGCACAGUGGUGCUGUCGAAAUGGACAUGCUGGUCGUCAUCAGCAUUACUGCCGCCUAUGUCUACUCGGUCGUGGGAUUCUGUUUCCACAUGAUGGAUCGGCCUCUGGAUCCCCGAGAGUUCUUUGAGACAAGCACUCUACUCAUCACUCUUGUACUUCUUGGUCGCCUUACUGCUGCUUUCGCACGUAUCCGUGCCGUUGCAGCUGUUUCACUUCGCUCACUCCAGGCUGCCAAUGCUGUCAUUGUGGAAAACGGAAAGGAUGUUGAGAUUGAUGCUCGUCUCCUCCAGUAUGGCGACAAGUUCAAGAUCCUCCCACACUCGACUGUGCCUACCGACGGUUUGGUCGUGAACGGUUCUAGCGAGGUCGAUGAGUCUAUGUUGACGGGCGAGAGCAUCCCUGUCUUCAAGAAGCAGCGCGAUACCGUCAUUGCGGGAACCAUCAACGGCUCAGGAACACUGGUGGCACAACUGACACGUCUUCCUGGUAAGAACACCGUCACUGACAUCGCGGAGCUCGUCGAGGAAGCGGCCAACUCGAAGCCAAGAAUACAGAACAUUGCCGAUCGUGUGGCCAGCUGGUUUGUUCCCGUCGUUACCUCCGUCGCUAUUGUUGUCAUUGUUACAUGGGUCAUAAUCGGCGUCAAGAUUCGCCAACAACCGGCUGGAAAGGCAGUUGCCCAGGCAAUUACCUACGCAAUUGCUGUUCUCGCCGUCUCUUGUCCUUGUGCUCUCGGUCUUGCGGUUCCGAUGGUGUUGGUUGUCGCUGGCGGUAUCGCUGCUAGAGGAGGCGUAAUCAUCAAAUCGGCCGAGUGCACGGAAAUGGCUCGUAAAGUCAGCGACGUUGUAUUUGACAAGACUGGUACCAUCACAGAAGGAGACCUGGACGUUCUAGAAGAAGAAAUUCUACUCCUGGACCAGGACGAAGCUCGUGCCAUUACCAAGGCUUUGGUCGCAGGCAACAAGCAUCCGGUAUCUGUCGCCAUUGCCAAGCACCUUGCUUCACGCGCAACCCCCGAAGUUAAGGUCUCCGACCCUCGCGUUAUUCCAGGUGCCGGGGUCGAAGCCACUCUAGGUGGUCACAUCGUCUGCGCUGGAAACCCAUCUUGGACCAAGACCAACUCCUUACCCUCCGUUACCCGUUUCCAAGAUGCAGGCAUGACUAUCCUGGUGGUCACUCGCGACGGUAGCCCCAUCGCUCUGUUCGGGUUGCGUACCCAUCUCCGUCCGGAGGCAACUAGAAUUAUUGCGCAGCUUGCUCGUCGCAACAUUGCUGUACAUCUCGUCUCUGGCGAUCAAAAGCGUGCAGUCGAGUCCGUUGCCGCUCAGGUCGGAAUUCACAAUGUGGCGUCUCAGCGAACCCCGGCUCAGAAGCGAGAAUAUGUCGCCUCGCUUAUGUCUGAGGGUAGGCUUGUCAUGUUCGUCGGUGACGGUACCAACGACGCGGUGGCUGUUACACAAGCCGACGUGGGCGUGCAACUAGGCAGCGCAGCUUCAGCCAGCGAUGUUACUCGUGGAGCCGCCGACGUGAUUCUUCUUGCAGGUCUCGAAGGCAUCCCUUUCGUGCUCGAUGUGAGCCGUGCCAGUUUCCACCGCAUGGUCUUCAACUUUGUCUGGUCAGCCGUGUACAACGUGCUCGCGAUUUUGCUUGCAGGAGGGGCGUUUGUCCCCGUCAAGUUUAGCAUCCCCCUGCUUACGCGGGCUUGGGUGAGAUGGUCAGCGUGA